Molecule: messenger RNA, 1061 nt
Organism: Drosophila persimilis
Lineage: Eukaryota; Metazoa; Arthropoda; Insecta; Diptera; Drosophilidae
Exons: 2
Coding region: 466-846 (126 amino acids)
Source: RefSeq, a predicted model, not a curated record
UGGAUUGAAAGGGGUCGAUGGAUGGAUGGAUGGAUCGUCGCAGACACGAAGCGAGUCGAACAAUGCGGCGUUUGACAAAACUCUAUGCGAAAAGGCAGACGGCAGACAGCAGCAGCAGCAGCAGUUGCAGCAGCAGCUCUGGCAACAACAACAAUUGAAAUGUAAACGAAACGAGGUGCAAUUACAACGGCAACUGCGGAUGCAAAAACCCAAGUUCCACAACAUUGAAGUCGCAGCCGGCAGCGUCAACGGAUAUGGCAACGAGGCGACUGGAGUUGGGAGCUUGUGCAGUUGCAGCAACGAGAGCAUCUGCAUCUGUGGCAUAGAUGCCAGCUGUUGGCGGUGGGUAGGUAGCCGGCGGUGUAAGGUGGCAAGUGAAUAAAAGACACCGCUGCACCAUUGAGUGGCAUCAGUUGCAAGCAGCAAGUCGCCGAGACCCACCACCAAGGAUUACCCACCCACAGCAUGAUGAAACUGCUACUGUCGCUUCUUUCCAUGUGCGCCCUGGCCGCAGCACGUCCUGGCUACCUGCACGGACACCAUCACCACUAUCCGGAAUACCCGCUGUACCCGCACCACCACCACCAUGUGGAGCCCCUCCAUGUGGCCAAGAUCGUGCACCUGCCUGCCGCCGUCUCCCACCAGAGCUCCACGGUGGUGCACAGCGUGCCCCAUCACAUCAUCAAGCCGGUGGUGCUGCCUACGUUGGUGAAGACUGUAGUGCAUCCCCCCAUCAUCAAGGCCUACCACCCGGCUCCCAUCUUCAAGGCCUAUCACCCGUACGAUCCGUUCCAUCUGCACCAUCACCAUGACUUCCAUGACUUCCACGACUACCAUCUCCACUGAUCGCCGCACCGCCACUCUGACUGCUGAAUGAUCGCGAAUGAUGAAUGAAAACUGAGAACAAGGAACGAAGAACGAAUAGGAUGCUACAGAUACGAUACUGCUACUGCAAAUCAUGAAUGAUGAUGGAUGCUGUGAUGUAUGUGUGUAUCGACUGCUGAUUGCGAUGCAAACUGCUGGAUGGAUAUGCUACUCCCUCUGUUUAUAUUAGUGUUGAU